UCUGCACAAUUUUGUUCAUUGUUUUGUGGCACGUUGGGAGUGGGUUGGAAGGGUUACGCCGCUACAUAGUAACUCGACAUCGAGGGCGCCAGGAACAACUGUGGAUCCGUGCCACCUGAAUUCCAGCGGCAACUGCCAUCCUGCCCUUUCAGGCAAGAGCGUGCAGCCUAAGACUAUGGAAUGAUGGAACAUGGAGACAGCACGAAUGCCCGUUCUGCUCUCGUUUGACGGUAGCAACACCAGCAAAGUGCGUCUACUUGCCUCGAAAACAAUCCUGCAACAGGAGUGGCGUGGCGCCGCUGAACGCAGAGAUAUCUCUCUCUUUCUGGCUUGCUUUCAUUUCUCGGCAUUCUUGUCCAUUGCCCCAAAGCAGAGGACAGGAAUGAAGCGAAGUAGGAGCAACCCCGUGAAUUCUUCGCACGCGCGGGACUCGGGCUGCAAUCAAACGACUGCUACGUCGUGCAACAACUGCGGGCGACAUUCGAUGAUUGCAAGCCAUUGGGUUCACCAGGAGUCUUGGCGGAGCCCUGCACUCCAUCGCUCGCUUCUUCUGCAGAUAAGAGAGAGGGCCGAUGCGGAGGGUGCAGCUAGCAGCGUGUAUUGCAGAGUUGCAUAACAGGGAGCCUGGAACAUGAGCGUCUGAGGGGUCUAGAGAUUCAAGUGAUUGUUGUGUGCGCUCCUUCCAAGCCCCCCCCCUUCCAACUUCUGUUCAUGCACUUCCUCACAACCUCACUCCAAUACUCCUAUCCCGUUGGCUUUGACCUUGGAAUCCAUUUUACAUCUCCUCAUCUCUUUCUCAUCUCACACACCGUUCGCUUCUCCUUGUCCCCCCUCCAUAGUGCAUCAGCUC
Tilletiaria anomala UBC 951 is the source of this 850-nucleotide messenger RNA. RefSeq lists its product as uncharacterized. Lineage: Eukaryota; Fungi; Basidiomycota; Exobasidiomycetes; Georgefischeriales; Tilletiariaceae. Bases 191 to 616 code for a protein of 141 amino acids. The transcript has a single exon. The record is from RefSeq and is a predicted model, not a curated record.